GCCCCUUCCGAAGCUAAUGGAGUGCAAAAAAUAUUUGCCAUUGCUUUAAGGUGGAUUGUUGGCCACAAUCUGAAAAGGCCAGUGCAAGAGAAGAAAAAGGGUUUCAUCUGUGAGUUAUGAGAGGGUAAGGAAAGUUAAGAGGGAACAUGGAAGGUGCAGAGGAGGAGCUAGAGAGAAGAAGCAUGUUUCUGAAAAGCUUGAUACAGAAGAAGAAAGCCAUAGAGCAACAAGAGCAGCAUGACCACCUUCACAAUAAUGUCCGAAUCAGAGCUUGUGACAUGCCUCUUCCUUUGCAGAACCGUGCCUUUCGUUGUGCACGUGAUAUCCUAGAUUCUAUGCCAGGAAAAAAGCUUGAUAGUAAACGUCUGGCCCUGGCCCUUAAGAAGGAAUUUGAUUCUUCGUAUGGUCCAGCUUGGCACUGUAUUGUGGGUACUAGCUUUGGCUCCUAUGUUACUUAUUCUCUUGGCGGCUUCUUGUAUUUUUCCAUCGACAAGGUUUAUAUCCUUCUCUUCAAGACAGCUGUUGAACCAUUAGACGGUCAUUCAUAACUUCCACAACUUCUCUGAGUUAUAUGCACAUCUCUUUGGGAACUUAAAUUUUAACAAAAUAGACAUCUGUGUUCUGUGAAGUAUUUGAUGCACUUCAGUUUGGAUAUUUCGUCCGUGGGAGAGCAUUUCAGUGUGUAAUUUGUUGUGACAAGCCACAGGAUAUUCAUUCUUCACUCCACCUCAGAAGAAGAGAAAUUUACCGAAUCAAUUCAGUUUAAAAAUGUUUGUUGAUUCUUGUUGGCUUAUUUGUAUACAAAGUGUUGCUUUAUGGAGCAUUUCAGUGUGUAAUUUGUUGUGACAAGCCACAGGAUAUUACAUUUUUUCUUUUAGACAAUUGUGGGGCUCAGAUCUCGCAGCUU
Molecule: messenger RNA, 907 nt
Organism: Gastrolobium bilobum
Lineage: Eukaryota; Viridiplantae; Streptophyta; Magnoliopsida; Fabales; Fabaceae
Exons: 2
Coding region: 147-548 (133 amino acids)
Biological process (GO): microtubule-based process
Cellular component (GO): dynein complex
Molecular function (GO): dynein light intermediate chain binding; dynein intermediate chain binding
Source: RefSeq, a predicted model, not a curated record